Molecule: messenger RNA, 699 nt
Organism: Onychostruthus taczanowskii (white-rumped snowfinch)
Lineage: Eukaryota; Metazoa; Chordata; Aves; Passeriformes; Passeridae
Gene: IL23A
Product: interleukin 23 subunit alpha
Exons: 4
Coding region: 145-699 (184 amino acids)
Biological process (GO): positive regulation of T cell proliferation; immune response; positive regulation of T-helper 17 cell lineage commitment
Cellular component (GO): interleukin-23 complex; extracellular region
Molecular function (GO): cytokine activity
Source: RefSeq, a predicted model, not a curated record
GGCGGGGCGCAGCCCGGGGACCCCGGCCCGGUAUCGGUUCUGCUUUCGGCGGGGCGGGAGCACCUGCCCCGGGAUUCCCCACCUGCCGCCGCCGCCCCAUAAGAGCCCGGUGGCGGCGCCGGUGGCGGCACAGACCGAGCAGCGAUGGCUCCGCUCCGCCGCCUCCGCCUCUGCCUGCUCCUCGCUCUGCUGCCGCCGCCUCCCGCGGCACCGGCACCGGCACCGGCACCGGCACCGGGCCCGCUCCGCCCGCCGGACUGGGCCGCCUGCAAGGUCCUGUCCCGGGAGCUGUCGCGGCUGCUGGCGGCGGUCCGGGAACCGCACCCGGUGCUGGAGGGGCUGCAGCUGCUGGAGGACGAACCCCAAAAUUGGCCCCCCCGGAUCCGCUGCAGCGACGCCUGCGACCCCCCGAGCCUGGAGAGCAACCACACGCGCUGCCUGCAGCGGGUCCGGCAGGCCCUGCAGCACUACCGGGACCUGCUGGGCUCCGACAUCUUCCGCGAGCAGCCGCAGCCGCAGCUGCAGAGCGCCGUGGAGCGGCUGCUGCGCCACGUCCCGGACGGGCACGGUCGCGCCCCCCGACCCCUGCUGGCGCCCACCCUGCUCUGGGAGCAGCCGGUGCACCGGCACCGGGCCCUGAACCGGCUCCGCUCCUUCGCCGCCCUCAUCGGCCGCGUCUUCAACCACAGCGCCCGCUGA